Lentinula edodes (shiitake mushroom) is the source of this 1563-nucleotide messenger RNA. RefSeq names its product histidine phosphatase superfamily. The record is from RefSeq and is a predicted model, not a curated record. The transcript is spliced from 5 exons. Gene Ontology annotation, molecular function: acid phosphatase activity. NCBI's taxonomy places the organism in Eukaryota, Fungi, Basidiomycota, Agaricomycetes, Agaricales, Omphalotaceae. Bases 1 to 1563 code for a protein of 520 amino acids. Gene Ontology annotation, cellular component: fungal-type cell wall.
AUGAUUACUUCGUCAUUGGUCUCGAUUGUCCUUCUCGUGUCAACGUUUGGGGCAGCCUUUGACCCUUUGAAACAUUCAGGCAAUGCAUCGCCCUACUUUGACGCGCCUACACUUCCAGGCCUUGGUCCAGAGACCCCUGCGGGAUGUGUGGUCGACCAGGCAGCGUAUUUUGUGCGCCAUGGGUCUCGCUACCCGGAACCUAGCUCGUUCGUUGGCUGGCAAGACCUCUUCUGGAAGAUUCAAAAUGCAACAUUCAUCGCCCAUGGACCUUUGGCGUUCCUUCCUACAUGGAAUUUGCCUGUAGACAAUGUCGAUCAUCAGCCACUUUUUCUUUCUUCUACUGGCGCGCAAGAAUCAUUCGAUCUCGGUGUCGAGCUUCGUAAACGUUAUGAGUUUACCACUGGCGGAGGAAAUUUCACCGCAUGGUCAGCUGGUGAACAACGUGUCGUCGAUACUGCAACAUAUUUCCUACGAGGUUACCUUUCAGACGGGAAUUACAUUGCAGACCCCUCGCUCAAUCGAGGACAUUUAAUUGUCCUGCCCGACUCAUUGACCGCAGAGCAAGCCAUCAAUGCAACCAACGGUACAUUCGCUGACUCGUUAACGCCCUCUGCUUCUUGCCCACCCUAUACUGUCUUCAGCAAUAACGGAUCCGCAGCCGCUUCUACUUUCCGUGCUACGUACCAAAAUCGCACUGCUGCGAGGAUCAACUCGUUCUUGCAAGGAAAUCUAACUUUUGAUGCUACAGACAUUGGCGUGAUGCAAGAUCUUUGUGGGUUCGGAUAUGAAAUUAAUGGUGAUAGGCGAUUCUGUGAUAUCUUCACCGGCGAAGAAUGGCUCGAUUAUGAAUACGCCGACGACCUAAAUUACUACUACGGAUCGGGUCCUGGAAAUCCAUUAUCCGCUGUCACUGGUUACCCUUGGAUCAAGGCCAUCAGCGACCUUUUCGAAGUAGGACCAAAUAAUACUGUCUCGAACGGUACACUCAUACCUCCACCUCUCAUCAUGGGGUUUUCGCAUGACAACAACCUGCCUCCACUCGUUUCUGCACUCGGACUCUGGAACGAUACUAUCCUCUCCUUGACUCAGCGCGACACGAACCCCCUGCGACAAUUUCGCAGUGGGCACCUUGUUGCAUUCAGAGGCUACUUGGCGCUUGAGCGGUUAACUUGUUCUACUCCACGGCCCGACUUGAACAAUUCCGGAAUCUUUCACCAGGCUGGCGUCCUCGGUGGUGCUGUCGUCAAUUUGAACGACACUGCCGUCGCCUCUCCUAAUAUCUCUUCGACCACUACUCCUCAGUUUUAUGUCCGUGUUCGAGCAGAUAACGCUCCGAUUCCAGUUCCUUCAUGCUCUUCGGGACCUGGACAAACGUGUCUUUUAGCGCAGUUCAUCGAGAAGGUGAACGGGCCGUUGGCGAACUCUGCUGGAGACUUUAUGGAGGUCUGUGGAUUGGCGAACGUGACUGGGUCAGGCGUCAGUGGAAUUAGUGGAAAUGGGAGUAGUGUCAGGUUUUUGACGACCAAGGGAGAUGGGACAGAAAUUCUUGCGGGGUUGAAUUGA